AUCCUGCGAAAUACAGCUUUUUAAACUCCUGCUUCAACCUGCUGUCGGAAGGGAAAGGAGCAAAGAAAAAGUCCAAAUGGAGCCCAAAAAGAAGUUGAUCAACUCUGCAGACGGCUGUGUGGACGAGGCUCUCGUUGGCCUGGCGAGGGCCAGCGGGGGCCUCUCUCUGCUGAAGGGCCACAGGGUCGUGCUCCGCUCCGACCUGGACGACCUGAGGGGCAAAGUGGCCCUGCUGUCCGGAGGGGGGUCAGGACACGAGCCGGCACACGGGGGUUAUGUAGGAGCAGGUUUGCUGUCAGCAGCUGUAGCAGGUGGAGUUUUUGCAUCUCCUCCUCCUGCCAGCAUCCUGGCUGCUAUUCUCUCCUUGCACAAUGCAGGAGCCUCGGGCGUCCUCCUCAUUGUGAAGAACUACACCGGCGACCGCCUCAACUUUGGAUUGGCCGCGGAGCAGGCCCGCAACCACGGCGUCAGCGUCGACAUGGUGAUAGUGGCGGACGACUGCGCCUUCAACCAGCCCAGUAAAGCCGGGAGGCGGGGCCUGUGUGGCACCAUCUUCAUACACAAACUCGCGGGGGCCUUAGCAGAAGAAGGCUGCUCAUUGGAGCAGAUCGUCUCCAAGGUGACGGAGGUUUUGAAGGGGAUUGGUACACUGGGCGUGAGUCUGUCUCCCUGCAGCGUCCCGGGCUGCCUGCCUUCUUUCGAGCUGCCGCCCGGAGAGAUGGAGCUCGGACUGGGAAUCCAUGGUGAACCCGGGAUCAAAAGAUCACAGGUGGCUUCAGCAGAUGAGAUUGUAAAGACGAUGAUUGACCACAUUACCAACCCUGACAGCCAAUCACAUCUGUCCGUUAACUCAGGUUCCUCUAAGUAUAAAGUAUCAUGUCUCCAUUUAAAACAUUUAUCAAGUUUAACUCAAAUAUCUUGUAUUCAAACUCUGUCUUUCUUCUCGCUUACAGGAGACAGCGUUGUGGUGUGCGUGAACAACCUCGGCGCUCUGUCUUGUCUGGAGAUGGCGGUGGUUACCAGGGCGACCAUCAUCUGUCUGGAGAGUCGUGGUGUAGUUGUUGCCAGGGUGAUGUCCGGGUCGUUCAUGACAUCACUGGAGAUGGCGGGCGUGUCACUGACACUGAUGAAGGCCAACCAGGAAACACUGAGACUGUUUGAUGCUAAGACCGCCGCCCCGGCCUGGCCAAAUCUGAGCAGUGUGAGUGUUAGCGGACGCAGCUACAUGAUCGAACCUCAAGCCAUGAGCACACGACCACAGGACGGCACUUAUUCUGAAGGGCCGCUGAGUCCUGUGAUGCGUAAAGUGCUGGAGCGGGUUUGCUCCACGCUCUUGGGAAAGCAGGAGGAGCUGAACUCCCUGGACCGAGCUGCUGGAGACGGCGACUGUGGAAACACUCACGCACAAGCCGCUAAAGCCAUUCAGGAGUGGCUCCGGGAUCAUGUGGUCCCUGGUUGCCCGGGACAACUGUUAUCUGUCCUGGCUGGACUGGUGCAGGAGAAGAUGGGCGGGUCUUCAGGAGCGUUGUACAGUCUGUUCCUGACUGCAGCAGCUGGUCAUGUGACCGUGGGGCGGAGCAACGCCGCAGCCUGGGCUAAUGCAAUGCAUGCUGGGACACAGGCCAUGAAGAGAUACGGAGGAGCCGACGCUGGAGACAGAACAAUGUUGGACGCUCUGUGUCCUGCUGUGGACGAGCUGAUGAAGCUGACCAAAGCGCCCCCUGGUGGCGAGAUGGCCGUACUACAGAAUGCGGUGGAAAAAGCGUCCUCAGGGGCAGAGUCCACCCGCGGCCUGACAGCGAGGGCGGGGCGAGCCAGCUACAUCGCUGCUGAGCGGGUCACCCUGCCCGACCCCGGCGCUGUGGCUGUAGCCGCCAUCUUGAAAGUAGUGCUGGAGUCACUCAAGGGAUAGAAAUAGUCCAACAAGCAGAACCUGAAUAUUACAGUCUUACUCUAUCACAACACCAUUAUGGCUCAGAUUUUAGACUGAUUUUAC
Labrus mixtus (cuckoo wrasse) is the source of this 1996-nucleotide messenger RNA. It is a transcript of the gene tkfc, whose product is annotated as triokinase/FMN cyclase. NCBI's taxonomy places the organism in Eukaryota, Metazoa, Chordata, Actinopteri, Labriformes, Labridae. Gene Ontology annotation, molecular function: ATP binding; glycerone kinase activity. The record is from RefSeq and is a predicted model, not a curated record. The transcript has 16 exons. Gene Ontology annotation, biological process: glycerol catabolic process. Bases 77 to 1912 code for a protein of 611 amino acids. Gene Ontology annotation, cellular component: cytosol.